UUUUUUUGGUUCCGUUCGAGUCUGCAAAAAGUCACUUCACUUUAAAUCGACAAAAAUGGCUGACAUGGAGUUGACGUCACUAACUCAGUUUGCCAACGAUCCGUGGAACCUCACUGGCGAGCGAGCUCAGGCUGCUCUGGGCAAGUACAACCUGUCGCCGUUCCCCAUCCUGCUGGCCUGCAAGGUGCAAGCUCUGGGCGCGUACUCCAAGGCCAACGACGAGUGCAUCUGCUGCAUGUUCGCCAACCCGCUUCUGUGGUUAACCAUCCCAUGCUGCCUCGCGCAGGCGAUGUACUACACUGAGGUUCAACAAGGCGCGGCGAAACACCGAUGGCUGGUCAUCACGACGCAAGAAAUCAUCGUGUUCUCGGAGGCGUGGGAGGCGGUCGACCCACUGUCGAAGGAACGAACCAUUGCAGUGACCACCACCGAAAACAUGGUUCCAUUGCGGAAUGUGUCGGAGAUCAGGAUCACGAGCGUGCUGCUGAGCAAGAAAUCGAUCUGCCCGCAGGCCACCGACGUUCUCAACAUUUUUUCUGCUUACUGCAGCGCCGUGACCUUUCCUGGCCCGAACAACCCGGAGGGCGUUCGUGACUUUAUCAUGGAGGCACGCCGAAAGGCCAUCAUGGAGGGCGACAAGCUGCCGCACCUACCACAAAUGAUGCCUUCAUUGAUGAGUGGUCUCAACAGGACGGCAGUUGCGGACUGCGAGCCGUACACCGAAAGGCCCGUGUCGUCAGAGUAUGCCGGCAAGUACUUGGCGAUCAGCGCCAAGUCGUUGGCAGGCGGGGUUGCUGGGGUGGGCCUAUCCUAUCAGACAACUGCAGCGAUGGAGAAAUCCUUCAACGCAGCAGCCAUGCAGUCGGCAGGCGCAGGUGUUGGUGUCAUGAACACACAACCAGCGCGACUUCAACCAUUUGCCGAGUUGAUGGCAAUGCCUGCGGGUGCAAUGUCGCAGCCGACGUUUGGACUGCCUGGUGCGUUGAACGCGCAGGCCGCGAGCGCGCCCACGAUUCGCGUGGUGGUUGCAGUGAGCAACUCGAGUGAGCUUCGGCUCGCUACCGUGUCGAAAACAUUGUCUGCAGAUGCGUUCAUCGCGGUUCUUGCUGCCCCGCAUGGCCUUGCACCCGGCAGCGUCUCUGGCGUGGUUCUCACUGAUCUGAAUGUUCCUGUUACGUCGGCUGUCGAUUUGCAAAACAAUGACAAGCUGACCCUUGUUGUUUGAAACGAGCUUCUUGGUUGUUGUGCCAGCUAGCUGGUUGAUGAUGCAAGUGCGUUUGUUUUGCAUGCUGUUCAGUUGUUUGUGAGUUUGUGUUGUUGUGCCCGGGUAACUUGAACAAAAUUGUUCAUGACGGUGACAAGAGUUGCCAAUUGAAACUUGCACAAUGAACUUCAAGGCGAACACAACGGCCUGUUUUGCGCUCAAAUAUCGGUCAAUCCGC
This is a messenger RNA of Capsaspora owczarzaki ATCC 30864, 1442 nucleotides long. RefSeq lists its product as hypothetical. Bases 56 to 1225 code for a protein of 389 amino acids. The record is from RefSeq and is a predicted model, not a curated record. Lineage: Eukaryota; Filasterea; Ministeriida; Capsasporidae. The transcript is spliced from 3 exons.